Molecule: messenger RNA, 1263 nt
Organism: Diaporthe citri
Lineage: Eukaryota; Fungi; Ascomycota; Sordariomycetes; Diaporthales; Diaporthaceae
Exons: 3
Coding region: 1-1263 (420 amino acids)
Molecular function (GO): FAD binding
Source: RefSeq, a predicted model, not a curated record
AUGCGCCUGGUCUCCAGUCAACACUGUCCUUUUGGCAUUCGAAGCGGCGGACACUCUGCAUUCCGGGGCGCGAACAGCGUGAACGAUGGAAUUACUAUCGACUUCAGCUACAUGAAUGGCACUACCUAUGACACUGACACGACCAUUGCGUCCGUCCAGCCAGGAGCCAGAUGGGGCGCCGUUUACGAUGCCCUCAACCCUUUCGGCGUAACAGCUGCAGGAGGGAGAGCUGACGUCGUCGGAGUCGGUGGCUUUGUUACUGGAGGCGACUACUCCUUCUACGCCGGAACAAUGGGCUGGGCGUGUGAUGCUGUCCACAACUUUGAGGUGGUGCUCGCAAAUGGUUCCGUGAUCGAUGUCAACCACAGCGAGCACGCGGAUCUCUUCCAGGCCAUGAAAGGGAGCUCAGGCAACCUUGGACUUGUCACGAGGGUUGACAUAAACACAAUCAAUUCGACCCAGAUCUGGGGCGGCUACCUGACAUACGAUUGGGCCGAUCGCGCCGCCAUCUUCAAAGUGUAUUAUCACUUCGCCGAGGACUUCGAAGUUGACCAGGCAAGCGAGGCUAUCAUUGUCAUGGCGUACGCAGCGGGUGAUCUUACCUUGUGGUCAAUCCUGAGCAACACACAAGCUAUAGUUGCACCGCCUGCUUUCAGCAACUAUACCGCCGUCGCGAACCUGUCUGACACUACCACUGUCGGAUCUAUCGCCGAAUUGGUACCUCAAUUCACAGGAGCGACGCCUCUUGGUGUACAUUCGAACUGGUUCAGCGGUUCGAUUUCCAACGCAGUCGUCACAGAUUUCUUGGAGUUUUACUACCAGAAUCUGGAUGAGUAUAUCGGAAAGAUGGAAGAAGCUAUAACUCACAACUCCUCCUUGAGUGUGGUUGGCAACAUGCAACCAAUACCUCGCAAAUGGGUAGAUAUCAGCAACGAGAUGGGCGGCAACGUCAUGGGCUUAGAAGGCUUAGUUGUGGACGGGCCGCUCGCAGCCUGGCUAUUCUCAGUCACCGUGACAGAUGAGGAUGACCAGCCGGCAGUCUUGGUCCUGGCGGAAGAGUUUGCGGGCAAACUGGAAGCAUAUGCUGACUCGCUUGGUGCGAACAAAAAUUGGCAUUAUUUGAACUAUGCCUAUAAGACCCAGGACCCUAUUGCUGGGUACGGGGAUGAAGCUAUUGCUAAGAUCAAGGCCGCCUCCGCGGCAUACGAUCCCCAAGGCGUGUUCCAGGAACUAAGACACUCGGGAUUCAAAAUACCUGUUUAG